Stegodyphus dumicola is the source of this 303-nucleotide messenger RNA. RefSeq names its product mortality factor 4-like protein 1. Gene Ontology annotation, biological process: regulation of DNA-templated transcription; chromatin organization. The record is from RefSeq and is a predicted model, not a curated record. Lineage: Eukaryota; Metazoa; Arthropoda; Arachnida; Araneae; Eresidae. Gene Ontology annotation, cellular component: nucleus; NuA4 histone acetyltransferase complex.
GUUUAUGUAGAUUUUUGCACCGGUCUGGUGUGAAGUGCGGAUUCGUUAGUUUUUUUUUUUUCUGAUGGCUCCGAAAUUUCGUUUUAGUGAUGGUGAAAAGGUUUUAUGUUUCCAUGGGCCCCUCUUAUAUGAAGCUAAGUGCAUGAAAUCUCAAGUGAAAGAUAAAAAUGUAAAAUAUUUCAUACAUUACAGUGGCUGGAAUAAAAGUUGGGAUGAAUGGGUACCUGAAAGUAGAGUUUUGAAGUACAAUGAUGCAAAUAUGCAGAAGCAAAAGGAAUUAGAAGCUGCACUUGGGUAAGUGUA